Messenger RNA from Aphanomyces astaci, 804 nucleotides. RefSeq lists its product as hypothetical. The record is from RefSeq and is a predicted model, not a curated record. The transcript has a single exon. The coding region runs from base 1 to 747 and encodes 248 amino acids. Lineage: Eukaryota; Oomycota; Saprolegniomycetes; Saprolegniales; Verrucalvaceae.
AUGGAAGGGCAUUGUCGUAAUACGCUGGGGGACGUGCUGAGUUGCCGUGUGGCGACCCACUUCAGUUCGUUUCGGGCCAAAACUUUUUUGUACGAUGCGCCCGCGUUGGAGGCGUUGGAACGAGCGCUGUUGGUGGAGAUGCGGGAGUUGGCCAAGCGAUUCUUGCAGUUGCAAACGUCCGUGGAGGGUCUCACGGGCGACAAGGCCAAGUUGCAGCAGCAGGUCCAGACCAUGUCCAUGGAGAAGGACGACCGCGAGCGGCAUUGGCAGUCGCAUGUGGCAGACACACAGCGCCAAUUGCACCAAAGUCAAAUUCGGAUGCAAAUGCAAGUGCAAUUGUGGGAACGAGAAAAAGGCAUGUUGAAAAGUCAGUGGGAAAUCGACGUGGCCGAGCAGCGGCAAGCGGCACUAGAUCGCAUAUUUCAUGACGCGGCCAUGCGAGAGGAAAGACAUGUGCGGCGCUUGGAAGAGGACAAGAACAUUGAAAUCGAACACAUGCGAAGACACUUGGCCUUCGAAAAGGACACUGAGCUCAGCAUGUUAGCCAACCAACUGUCCCGGCGAGCCCACCAAGACAUGGAGGUCAAGGUAGCUGCGAUUCUAGCCGAAGUUCAAGAAGAUCAAAGGCGAAAACAAGCUCGAAUUCAGCACCUCGAGAACCAACUGCGGGGACACGGCGCCGUGCACAAUGCACCCCCACACUGCCGUCAUUAUCACCCCACAAGAUCCAGCUCAACCUUGGCAUAGACGAAGGAACUCCUUCCCAUAAGUUAAACCGAAUGUAUUGUGAAUUCGCUACUCGGA